Messenger RNA from Folsomia candida, 6242 nucleotides. RefSeq names its product collagen alpha-1(V) chain. Gene Ontology annotation, molecular function: extracellular matrix structural constituent. Lineage: Eukaryota; Metazoa; Arthropoda; Collembola; Entomobryomorpha; Isotomidae. The transcript is spliced from 67 exons. The record is from RefSeq and is a predicted model, not a curated record. Bases 488 to 5722 code for a protein of 1744 amino acids.
AGUUGUGGAUGUGGAAGAAAUUGGAACUCGUGUGAUUUCCAUGCAAAAUUUGGGUUCUUGUGCGAUUAGUGUGAUUUUUAUUGUGUUUUGUGUGUGAAUGUCAUGUGAAUACGUGCUGACUUAAAAAUGAUUAUUGAGAUUUUUACCUCUGCUCAAGAAACUUUGAGUGGACUUGACUGGAAGGGAAGUGCAUCAUUUGUUGGUGACAGAAUAACCACGUUGGUUGUGAAUUUGUGGAAAAAUGUGUCUAGUAUUUUUAGCAACUCAUCUUGCCCAACUUUUAUGAAAAAGUCAAUUUUAUUCAACGGUAGGAGAAAUGCUCCAUCUUGUCGUCCAGAGAAAAGAUUUGUUUAAACUGGAUAAAUUUGGAGUUUGAAAAUUAUCCUGCAAACUGAAAGUGCUGUGUAAACAUAUUUAUGUACUAAAGAAGACAAUUAUACGUAGAAUUGCACAAGAAUUGUACUAAAACAAAAAAAACUGUUUAAAAAUGAUGUGCAAACGAAAUGUGAACAAGUGCAAUUGCAAUCGCCAGAAACAUCAUAACCACAAUGCAUCAUCAAUAAUGAGGAUAUUAUUUGCACCAACGACCGGAAACUAUUUUGUGUUUUUUGUGUCAUUUUUGUAUUUGAUUUUAUCUGCAGAUGGUUCUCUUUUAAAUGGAGGGGCAGAUCUUUUGGAUGCCACCCGAAUUCGAGAUGUUCCUCUUGGAGUUGAAAAAACCACGGGAAUUUGUGAUAACCGAGUUCAAACCGUGUUGGACGAAGAAACCGUUCUGGAAGCCAUAUCCGAUCCCAAUUCCAUUCGUGGGAGUGGUGGACAUUUUGUAAACCGAUCGGAACCAAUUCAAACUGGACCAGAUUUGGCAUAUACGCUUUCAGUCCGAGCUGUUCUUUCGGUCAAUACAGGACAAAUUUUUCCAGACGGAUUCCCCACAGAUUUUUCGAUCGUGUCAACCUUUAAGACGGUCGUUGACUCAAGGUCAGUCCUUGUUUCAGUCUACAAUGAUGUUGGGGAUGAACAGUUGGCAAUUGAAAUUGACGAUAGGAUUCACCUCAUUUAUCAGGACAGCGAAAGUCAAUCAGAUCAGCUAAGGAUUUCCUUUGACCAAACUAUAAAUGAUGGAAAGUGGCACCGACUUGGUCUUGCGGUCAAAGGAAACUCUGUCACCCUGAUUUUGGACUGCCAAGUCACUGACACUCAGGAGCUAAACCGAACCGCAUUUUCUCGCCCCUCAAACACUGGAAUUAUUCUCAUGGGUCAGCGACUUUUGGACGAUGCUUUCUUUACAGGAUCUAUUCAGCAAUUGCUCAUAAUUCCAAGUCCUGACCCUGCUUACGAAGUAUGCACGACCUACAUGCCAGAGUGUGCAAGACCCAUCCCACCCCUUGAAAAUACCGAGGAAGAGUUUGCCAGCUCUCGACUGCUUUUUGGUGGCGAAGACGAGUACAGGAAUAGGACGUUAGAGGAAGAAGAAAAAGGAGCGGCAGGUGGAGGAUACUACUUGGAUGUAACAUCCAAUGCUGGUGGUAGUAAUGUCCAAAUCUUGAGAGGUCCACCAGGUCCACGAGGUUACACCGGAUUACGAGGGCCACAAGGUCCAAAAGGAGAUAAGGGAGAGGCUGGCCGCGACGGUUUAGGUGGAACAAAUGGAAUUCAGGGACCCCCAGGACACAUUUUUAUGAUCCCACUCUCCGGAGAUGGAGGAGGCGGUGGGAGUGGAUCAAAGAAAGGUCCGGAUGCAAGCGCGGAAGCAUUGCGACAAAUGCUUGCCCAGCACAUGAUGGCUAUGAAAGGUCCUACUGGCCCCAUGGGAUUGACAGGUGUUCCAGGGUCUCUCGGAAAUCCUGGCGCUGAUGGACCGAAGGGAGAAAUGGGCGAAAUGGGGGAACCCGGCCCGCGAGGGCAUCGAGGAGAGACUGGACCUUCAGGAAGGAAUGGAAGGAGGGGAAGACCAGGUCGUGAUGGGGAACGCGGAAUGACUGGACCCCCGGGGGAAAAAGGUGAACAAGGGGUCAUCGGGUUGGGGGGACUACCUGGAGAAAAAGGAGAUCGGGGGGAAAAGGGUAACGUCGGAGAAAAGGGUGCACCUGGGCACGAUGGCCAACAAGGAGACGACGGAGUUGCUGGACUUACAGGUCAAACUGGAGAAAUGGGUCCACGAGGAUUUAUUGGUCCAAGGGGAUUUCCUGGCAUUCAAGGGUCCCCGGGAAUUCCAGGAUCUGAGGGUCCAAGUGGUGCAAAAGGGAACACCGGAUCCAUUGGUCAAGCCGGAGGACCCGGACAGACAGGACCCCCAGGAAACGUGGGUUCAAGUGGGCCGCCAGGACCACCAGGGCCUUUGGGACCAGCCGGUCCUCAGGGAAAAAUGGGUUCGCCUGGAUUACCAGGAGCUGAUGGGAUGCCUGGACAUAAUGGGAACCCUGGAAUUGCUGGUGCUAAGGGUGACCAAGGGCCCAAAGGACCUCAGGGGCAAGUGGGGUUUCCUGGACCUCGGGGUGUAAAAGGUGACGAAGGCAAGCGUGGUGCUGGAGGUGAGAAGGGAGACAAAGGCGAUCGUGGACCCGAAGGUGAAAAGGGCGACAUUGGACAAAAAGGAGAUCGGGGACUUAUUGGCACCCAAGGUGAGGCUGGCUUGGAAGGACCAGAGGGACCAAAGGGGUUUGAAGGGCCAAGGGGAGAAGCUGGACCGCCUGGACCAUUGGGUGAAAAGGGGAAAAUCGGGUUACCAGGAUUUCCAGGUUAUCCUGGUCCUCCGGGCGACAAAGCAGAUAAAGGGGCCGAGGGCAGGCAUGGAAAUCCAGGCGAAAAAGGAGAAAGAGGGACGUCUGGAGCCCCUGGGGAACGAGGAGAAGGGGGUUUACCUGGAUUUCGUGGUCUUCGAGGAAAACGGGGAAACGAUGGACGUGUUGGACCAAAGGGAGAUACAGGGCAGCCUGGCCCUAGUGGAGCAAUGGGAGAACGAGGCUCUCAGGGCAGUGAAGGGCCGAGGGGAUUUCCUGGCACGACUGGCCCCCCAGGAAUUCCUGGAAAAGAUGGUGCUACGGGACCCCCAGGAGAAAGAGGACCUCCCGGUGGGCCUGGCCAAAAGGGGCCAGUGGGAAAUCCAGGAGUCGUUGGACCACCAGGACAAAUUGGUGAACCUGGACCAAUUGGACUGCAUGGAGAACCAGGGGGCCCUGGAUUGCCUGGAGAUAGUGGGAGAAAUGGAGAACAAGGAAAAGAAGGUCAAAUGGGGCCCGCCGGUGCCGCAGGUAAACCUGGAAGCGUUGGACCUCCUGGCUUGGGAGGAUUUCCAGGUGAAAGGGGCUUACCAGGGAUUCCGGGAAUUCCUGGGCUUAAAGGAGAACAAGGGGCGCAAGGAGUAAUGGGUCCAGUUGGUGAUAAGGGACAACAAGGUGAAUCUGGAAAGGAGGGACCCCCUGGAGGGGAAGGACGGAUCGGCUUGCCUGGUCCCAUUGGAGCUUCUGGAGCCAAAGGAGAAAGAGGAGAAGGCGGAUUGCCAGGAGUCGGGGGUUCCGACGGACAAGUGGGGGCCAGAGGUUUGGCAGGACCUGCUGGACCAAUUGGACCCCCUGGGGAAGAUGGCGACAAGGGUGACGUUGGACCACCUGGCGAAAAGGGAUACAAAGGGACAAAAGGGGAGGCGGGACCUCAAGGAGGAAUCGGGUCACAGGGUUCAAGGGGUGAACCUGGAUUAGUGGGUCUGCCUGGCGAUAAAGGGCCUCCAGGACAGAGCGGGGCAAGAGGUGUAAAGGGCGAGAAAGGUCCUGGUGGUGUCCAGGGGCCACCAGGACCCGUUGGAUUGCAAGGACUACCUGGACCAAGUGGAGUUAAGGGAGAGCAUGGCGAUCCGGGCCCCAAAGGUCCUCCGGGUCCAAACGGUGCACAAGGAGAAACCGGACCGCCAGGGACAAAGGGUGGCGAAGGUCUUCAAGGACCAGUGGGACCUGAAGGACCCCAAGGAGCAAAGGGAGAAGAUGGCCAACCAGGAGCUCCUGGACCUGGAGGAAAAGAUGGUCUUCACGGAGAGAGAGGACCCGCUGGACCAAAGGGUGAAGAAGGAAAGCAAGGGAGAAGUGGUGCUCCAGGAUUAAGGGGUCCAAUGGGAGGAGAAGGUCCCAAAGGUAGCCCUGGUGCAACUGGGUUUCCAGGUCCAAUCGGUGAAAGCGGCACUCCAGGAAUAAGGGGAGAACCAGGCAAGGAUGGCGACGAUGGAAAAAAGGGAGAAAUUGGCCCUGCGGGACCUGAAGGGCCGCCUGGAAAACCUGGUUUGGGGGGAUCCGUUGGAAAACCGGGCGCUGAAGGACCUGCUGGAGCUCAAGGGAGUGUCGGUUUGCCUGGUGAAAAAGGAGAAAAGGGAUCAAUUGGACAAACAGGACCACAGGGCCCACUCGGACCACAGGGAAAUCCAGGAUCAAUCGGGGCACCAGGCUUGCGUGGAUCUGGUGGGGCUGCUGGAGACGUCGGCCCCCCUGGACCGCCUGGGGUUAGUGGGAGCCCUGGGAAAGCUGGUGAUUCUGGCCCAAAAGGGAUGAAAGGAGAUCGAGGCCGUCGUGGUGCAAAGGGACACCCUGGACAAAUCGGACAAACUGGGAUAAAGGGCGAACAAGGAGAAAAGGGAGACAAGGGUUCUGUUGGGCCAAAAGGACCUGAGGGAAGAAAGGGUGAUAUGGGAGGCACUGGACCUGCUGGACAAAAGGGUUCUGACGGAGGAAUUGGAGCCCCCGGACCACCUGGAAACUCAGGACCCAAGGGAGUUGAGGGACCUGCUGGUUUAAAGGGAGAAAUCGGACCAGUAGGACUUCCAGGGUCCGCUGGUCCUCCCGGUGAACUUCCUCUGUUACCACCAGAAUUACUAUUUGGGUCUGGCCGAGAAAGUACUGCGCCCAAAGCAGCCGGGCGACGAAAACGAGACGCAGAAGCUUCGAGUGCUACUGGAGGAACUAAUAAUGAUAAUGAUAAAAAUAAGAAUAUUAAUAAAAAGAACACGAAACUAGGAUCAUUGGAUGAUGAUGCGGAAUUGACUGCUAAAUUAGCUGAUAUUUAUAAUGAUAUUUACGACAUGCGUGUCGAAUUGGAACGGGUAAAGAAGCCUUUAGGAACCCGAGAAAAUCCUGUCAGGACGUGUAGAGAUUUAUUUUAUGGACACCCUCACUUUAAAGACGAUUGGUACUGGAUUGAUCCAAAUUUGGGAAUGCCUGAUGAUGCUGUCUUUGUAUUCUGCAACCUCACAAAUUCUGGAGAAACAUGUAUAUUCCCCGAUGUACAAUCAACCAGGAUGCCACAUAUUCCAUGGGAGAAAACUCCAGAGAGCAAAAAACGUGAAGUAUGGUUCAGCUCUUUCCGUCAAGGUUUCAAGAUAUCAUAUGAAGGUAUUGGUCCAGUUCAAAUGACUUUCUUGAGACUCUUACAUUCUCAAGCUUCUCAAAACUUUACAUAUCACUGCAUGAAUUCGGUGGCUUGGUUUGACGGACGAGCCCAAAGUUAUAACUCAUCAAUUAAAUUCCUCGGCUAUAAUGAUCAAGAAUUCGGGUAUUAUAUGCCUAUGAAGCCAAUUGUUGCCAGAGAUGGAUGCAAGACCGGAGUUGGUGAAGGGAAAACAAUAUUUGAUAUAAAAACUAAAAAAUCGAAUCAACUGCCAGUAGUAGAUUUCCUUCCAUUAGAUUAUGGAGCAGAAGACCAAGCGUUUGGAUUUGAAGUGGGGCCUGUUUGUUUUAGAUAAGAGGUUUACUAAAUUUGAUAAUGUCUUACUUACUUGCGUGUGUGUAUUGAUUUAUUGAUUGCAUUAUUCUGUAUUCUUAAUAUUUGUAUUUAUCUUCUUCUUAUUUAUUACUUACUGUUCUUCCACUUGUGAAAGUUGUUUGUUCAAAGUUUUUUAUAUUAUGUGUUUUUGUUUGUUUUUCUAUGUACACUAGAUAUACAAAUAUACAUAAAAUACUGCCAUUAAUUAAUCCACUAACCAUUUACAUAUGUACUUACACCCAGCUCACCUCAUGUAUCGAUCACUGCCAAAGUUAUACGAUUAUUACAAUAUUGUAUAGUCAUUAUUACUGAUCUUGUAAUACUUCCAAGUAUUGAUUUUACAUAAAUACAUAUGUGCAAUAACCUAAAAUUAUCUAUGUACUCGUCAAGUUAGACUUAAGGUAGUAAUUUAUAUAAUUUUUGUCAUGUUUUAUAUGUUUAUAUGUAACUUUUUGUCCACGUUGGUAAUUUCAAUAAAUAAUUGCAGCCCAUAUAAUGUA